ACAAACAGUUCAUCGAUAUCGUUGAACGAAGAAACAACGGUGAAGAAGACUCUGAUCGGUUAGAUUGUUCAAGAGUUUCAUUUUUAUAUGUUUGUUUGCGAGUGAAUCUCGGCCGUUUUUCUUUUUGAAUAAUAAAAUUGUAUGUCGAACAAUUGCUCAUAUUAUUCGAUUCGUUUUGUUAAUGGAAAUUGUAUCGGUUCUUUGUGUUGUACGAAAGAUAGUCAAUCGCGCGUUAGUUCAAUUGGUUCGAGAAUUGAAUUUGAUCGCAUGAUACUGGCUUAAAGCUAUGAUUGUUGUAAUGUGUGUAAAUGUUGAUUUAAACUAAUUUUAACGACUCUCGGCACGUGAUAUGUGAUCCAACACGAAGGAACACAAGGAUCACUUCAUUUAGAUUUGGAUUUGACCCAAAUACGUGAGAAAAAAUCAUCAUCAUCACCAUCAACCAGCCGAGCUGUACACAAUCCACAUAUAUCUAACAUUCACACCGUAUACAAAAGUAAAACCAAAACAUGAUUCGGCUCAUUAUUUUGAUGUUGCAUUUAAUUGUUUACGGGGUCUGGUCAAGUAGUCCAACGGCAUUACCAACAAAAAGUCGAAUUUUAAUUAGUACAAAUUGUUCACGUGAAUUGUUCAACAUCAAAUUGGAUCUGGACAGAUCGUUCAAAGGCGUCAUCUUUCCAAAAGAUUUCUCCGACGAGUGUCGAGUGAAAGGUGACUAUUCACCAACGGUGGAAAUCCACCUACCAACAUCGGGAUGCGGAAUCCGGUCCGAGACGCCAGUCGAUGGAUUGCACGAGUUCUCUGUUCAUUUGAUCAUACAAAUGGACGAAAAAUUGCGUCAGAGUUCUGAUUUACAGCGAAUAGUACGGUGCUCGGUAUCGACCGAACAAAUGACAACGGACAUUCCUAUGGCUGCAGGAACUAAGAAGAAAAGUUCGAGAAACGGUCGCAUGCAUGGCACAAUCAUUAACGAAACGGAGCGCAUACAAGCCUGGUUGGAAUUAGGAGGAAAUGAUGGAUCUGGUGCCGUUGAAGUUGGCCAACAAACAUCAAUGAAUGUGAAGGUCAUUUUGCCAGAUCGAAUCGACGUCCGGGUUAUCGAUUGUGUGGCUCUGGACGGCAUCGGCGAAGCUUCGCAGAAAUUGUUCGAUGAGAGAGGUUGCCCAAUCGAUGAGCAGGUGAUGCCCGCGCUAACACUAAACAAACGAUACAUCGAAGAAGGAUGGUCUAAGCCCAGCAAGGACGAUAUAGUCGAAAAAUUGUUUACUGCUACAUUUCCAGCCUUCAAAUUUCCCGAUCGUGAACGACUGCAUGUCAAUUGUGGCGUCCAACUAUGUAGAGAGCAGUGUCCAACGAUCAAUUGCACCAGCAACGACGAAUUUCUUUUGAAUUCAACAACACGAUUGUCUCGACUGCAAGUAUUCAAUUCUCUAGCAGUAACAGCACCGCAAAUCGAAAUCGAUAGAGUUCGUUCCAACGGCGCCGCAGAUGACGUGACGAUCGACGAAUAUCCGCCGAAAGUGAGGUCACUGCGUUCGGACGGGAUUCUGUGCAUGUCAACCUCCAAACUGGCCAUAUCGUUUUGCAUUCUCGGUAUGAUAUUCCUAAUUGCGGUCAUUGUUUCCAUUGUGUGCUUGUUGAGGGCUCGAGCAAGGAGUAAGGAAUCAACGUUCCUGACAACAAACAGCGUCAGCAUGUUUUCGUCGAGUUCGAGUUCUAAUUCGCGAAUCGAGAGCAGACUUCUGAUCCCGUAUGGUGGUACGUUACCUUAUGCACAGGUCUACUAAUGGAUGGAACACAAGCCGGUGAUAAAACUCUACAAUUAGGUGAUAGUGAUGAAUGAUGAGAGAAGACUGAUCCCACACAAGAAGACGAAAAUGAAACAACUUUCCGAGUAGUUCUGUAGAUAGUUUUAAUUCCUUUGGUAGUAAGUUUUUAGUUCUUUUCAUUAUAUUGGUCGAUUGGCUUAUCACUUAUACAAAUAUUCUACUUUGAUCAUAUAAUGAUAGUGUAGUCUAGACAUAAAAUUCCUUAAUUUACUAACAACUAUCCCCUGUCA
Messenger RNA from Bradysia coprophila, 2059 nucleotides. RefSeq names its product cypher (gene cyr). The record is from RefSeq and is a predicted model, not a curated record. NCBI's taxonomy places the organism in Eukaryota, Metazoa, Arthropoda, Insecta, Diptera, Sciaridae.